AUGAUGGCUAAUUUCCCCUUCUUUGUAUUUGUUGGUAUGUUAGUAUUGACAUAUCUUCAAAUAAUAAUAGAUGCACAAGUUAUUGGAGUAUGCUAUGGGAUGAAUGGGAACGACUUACCAUCACCUAUAGAUGUUGUAGCUCUUUACAAAGCUAAUAACAUAACAAAAAUGAGAAGCUAUGAUCCAAUUACUGAAACACUACCUGCUCUUAAGGGAAGUGAAAUUGAAGUCAUUCUUGAUAUUCCCAAUAGCAAACUUCAAUCCUUAGGAGAUCCACAAGAGGCUGACAAUUGGGUGACUACCAAUGUUAUGAGCUAUGCCAAAGAAGUCAAAAUCAGAUAUAUAAAUGUUGGAAAUGAAAUUUCCCCUGUAAAUAAUGGAACAUCUCAAUUUGUUCCCUUCCUGCUCCCUGCCUUGACAAACGUGCAACAAUCGAUAACCAAAUCCGGUCUACAAGAUCAAGUAAAGGUCUCAACGGCUAUAGAAACCGGGCUAUUGGCUAAUACAUAUCCACCAUCUCAAUCAGCAUUUCGCGAGGACACGAUGAGUUUCAUCAAACCAAUUAUUGAGUUCUUGAAACAGAACAAUGCGCCUUUGCAAGCAAAUAUUUAUCCUUAUUUUGGUUAUAUUGGUGAUCCUGAACAUGUUCAACUCCCUUAUGCACUAUUCACACAAGAACAACCCGAUCCAUCGGGGUAUUCUAAUCUAUUUGAUGCUAUGUUGGAUUCAGUUUACUAUGCAAUUGACAAAGCUAUUGGUGAAAAUAACGUUGAGAUUGUUGUUUCUGAAAGUGGAUGGCCAUCUGACGGCGGUGUUGGAGCAAGUGUAGAAAAUGCUGCUACUUAUUAUAUGAAUUUGAUGGAUCAUGCGAAGUCAACUAAAGGAACUAUAUACAGGCCAGGAAAAACUAUAGAAACUUAUUUAUUUGCUAUGUUUGAUGAAAAUUUGAAGAUAGGUGCAGAGACUGAGAAACAUUUUGGAGUGUUUCUUCCUGAUAAAACACAAAAGUAUAAUCUUAGUUUCUAG
Solanum stenotomum is the source of this 1026-nucleotide messenger RNA. RefSeq names its product glucan endo-1,3-beta-glucosidase, acidic-like. The transcript has 2 exons. The record is from RefSeq and is a predicted model, not a curated record. The coding region runs from base 1 to 1026 and encodes 341 amino acids. Gene Ontology annotation, cellular component: plasma membrane. NCBI's taxonomy places the organism in Eukaryota, Viridiplantae, Streptophyta, Magnoliopsida, Solanales, Solanaceae. Gene Ontology annotation, biological process: carbohydrate metabolic process. Gene Ontology annotation, molecular function: hydrolase activity, hydrolyzing O-glycosyl compounds.